Messenger RNA from Cynoglossus semilaevis (tongue sole), 2482 nucleotides. It is a transcript of the gene khdc4, whose product is annotated as KH domain containing 4, pre-mRNA splicing factor. Gene Ontology annotation, molecular function: RNA binding. Bases 132 to 2000 code for a protein of 622 amino acids. The record is from RefSeq and is a predicted model, not a curated record. Lineage: Eukaryota; Metazoa; Chordata; Actinopteri; Pleuronectiformes; Cynoglossidae. Gene Ontology annotation, cellular component: nucleus. The transcript is spliced from 14 exons.
CGGAAGCGGAAACAGAAUCACGGCUGUAGUAGCUCGUAGCCAAAACAGAGGGCUGUGAAGCUCGGUAAAUUGGAGCCCUUUUGAGCUCGUUUAUUUUUAUUAAACAUUAUUUAGCAUUUGGUAGGACAUUGAUGUCAUACUGUGGAACUCAAAAUGGCGGCGGCCGGCGCAGCAAAUGGGACCAGCCCGGCCCCGGUCCUGGCCAUGGUUCUUCUUCUGGGACCGGGGAGAGUGAAGCAGCACCCAGCGGUGCUCUGGACGCAGCUGCAGCAGUGGCUGCUAAGAUUAAUGCCAUGUUGGUGGCCAAGGGCAAACUGAAGCCGUCUCAGAUCGGGCCGCCGGGACUUCCUGAAAAGGUUGUCAGUAUGGGGAAGCCUCCGGUUCCAGCAAAGGCCAAAGACGACCUGGUGGUGGCAGAGGUGGAAAUCAACGACGUUCCAAUCACCUGUCGAAAUCUCCUGACCCGGGGUCAAACACAGGACGAGAUCAGUAAAGUCAGUGGUGCAGCUGUUUCCACCAGAGGGCGCUACAUGACAACGGAGGAGAAAGGAAAAGGUCUUCCAGGAGAUCGACCUUUGUACCUUCAUGUCCAAGGACAGACCAGAGAGCUCGUGGACAGGGCUGUGAAUAGAAUCAAAGAAAUAAUAACCAAUGGUGUGGUCAAGGCAGCUACUGCUUCGUCAUCAUCAUCGUCCUCGUCUUCAUCCUUUUCCUCCAGUGGAGCUCCAGUUACAAUAUACCACCAGCAAAACCCGUCUCCAUCCACGCUGCCGCCCGUAACCCAACACAAACCACACUUUCAGUCGGGGAUGCAUUACGUUCAAGAUAAAGUCUUUGUGGGCCUGGAGCACGCCAUUCCAGGCUUCGUGGUGAAGGAGCGCGUCGAGGGACCCGGCUGUUCGUACCUGCAGCACAUUCAGGCCGAGACCGGCGCCAAAGUCUUUCUCAGAGGAAAAGGGUCUGGUUGUUUAGAGCCCGCGUCUGGACGAGAGGCCUUUGAGCCAAUGUACAUCUACAUCAGUCAUCCUAAACCAGAGGGACUCGCAGCAGCCAAAACCUUGUGUGAAAACCUGCUUCAGACAGUCCAUGCAGAAUAUUCUCGGUUUCUCAGUCAGAUGAACACGGUGAUUCCAACACAACAAGGAUUUGGGCAGCCCUCAGUGGUGAAUGGAAUGCCCCCCCAGCCUUCCUACUACCCCCCUGCUGGAUACCAGUCAGGCUACCCCAUGCCUGUCCCCCCGCCUCAGCCCGUCCCUCCACCUUAUGCUGUCCCCCCUCCUAUACCUCCUGCAGCCCCCACAGGUGUUCUCUCCCAGUACCCUUUACCCCCUGCUCCACUUCCAGCUCCUGCCCAUGCACCAGUUCCCGUGUUGGCCCCCGCUCCAGUUCCUGCUCCAGAAACCAUCCCUCAGACUCUUGCGUCAGUACCUUACCCUCCUGCCACGGCAGCACCGCUCAAAGCACCUCUCGCCGCCGCCGCCUCGGCCAACCCACCACAGAAACGACGCUUCACUGAGGAGGUGCCAGAUGAGAGAGACAGGAGACUGCUGGGAUACCAGCAUGGACCCAUUCAUAUGACUAAUUUAGGUGCAGGCUUCUCAGUGGGCAGCCCUGAGACCGUAGGACCCCCACCACCGAGUUCCUCUGGUCCAGCCAGUGAGAGGGACAGUCGGCAGCUAAUGCCCCCCCCACAUUUGUCUGUGAACGGAGGUCGACCCAAGAUGGAGGAGAGGAGGCUGCCUCAAGGCUCCAUGGAACCUGCAGUGAAGAGGGUGAAAACAGGUUUAGUAGCAUACACUGGAGACUCCUCUGAUGAAGAGGAAGACCACUCCUCCAACAAAGCCUCAGGUCCAGGUAACCCUGGGGCAGCCCCCCCCACCUCCACCUCCUCAGGCUGGACACAGGGCUAUCGCUGCCCUCCUCCACCACCUCCACGUGCUAAAUCACAGCCGCCGCAGCAGCAGCAGCAGCAGCUAAUGCCUUUCUGGAUGGCACCAUGAAGCCCACCCUCCCACAGAGUCCUCCAGGAUGGUUCACCUGAACGUCAUCACUGGUGAAAGAGGGCUCUUUUAAAUUCCUCCUCUUACUUUGGUCUGUGGGUCUGAGCGGACGUUCUGGUGUUUUGCUAGCCUGUUGUUUUUUAUAGGUGAAGGAAGGUGCUCUUCAGGACUCGUACAGUCUAAGCAAAUGCUCAGAGGAGGGAGGGAUGGAUGCUCUGCCUCGACUUUAAACAUUUCGAUAAUGGAAUGAAAAAAAAAAACCCCCACACAAGUCUUUCUAACUGACGUCACAUGACGAGUGAACAUCACCGACCUGUUUAAUGCCAACGCCCUACUUCCUGUUCUCACUGAAUUAACAGACACUACUCUUUCCAACGCCUUUCUUUUGUACAGAUCGACGUCGCCUGUCUGUGGGGGAAACUUAACAAAAUUUAUUUCAUGCUUUGUGAAAAAAAUAAAUAAAUUAUUGCCAUAUUUGAGGA